This is a messenger RNA of Colossoma macropomum (tambaqui), 3938 nucleotides long. RefSeq names its product phospholipase C, beta 2 (gene plcb2). Gene Ontology annotation, molecular function: phosphatidylinositol-4,5-bisphosphate phospholipase C activity; calcium ion binding. Bases 3 to 3860 code for a protein of 1285 amino acids. Gene Ontology annotation, biological process: phosphatidylinositol-mediated signaling; lipid catabolic process. The transcript is spliced from 32 exons. The record is from RefSeq and is a predicted model, not a curated record. Lineage: Eukaryota; Metazoa; Chordata; Actinopteri; Characiformes; Serrasalmidae.
CAAUGAUGAUCAGGAAGCGCUACACUCUGAAAGAGCCUGAGGUCAAAGACUAUUUGAUCAAAGGAGAGAGGUUCACCAAAUGGAAAGAGGACUCCACACGCACUUCGCAUGUCACCAUGAAGAUGGACCCAAAAGGAUUCUACCUGUACUGGAUCAACCAGAGCAAAGAAAUGGAAUUCCUGGACAUUGCAACCAUUCGGGACACGAGAACAGGGAAAUAUGCCAAACUGCCCAAACAACCCAAAGUUCGUAAUGUGUUCAACAUGGACUUCCCUGACAGCAAUCACUUGGCCAAAGCCCUGACCAUAGUGUCUGGCCCUGACAUGGUCAAUCUCACCUACCACAACUUCUUUGCAGCCAAAGACAAAGUAGUCCAGAACUGGGCUGAUGACAUCCUGGCCAUUGCUUACAACCCUCAGAGGGCCAAUGUCUGCAGACAAGUCUUCCUAGAUAAACUGUAUGUUCGCCUCUCGCUGCACACCAACAAAGAUGGCAAGAUCCCUGUGAAACAUAUCUAUAAGAUGUUUCCAGCAGACAAGAAAAGAGUGGACAGUGCGCUGGCAGCUGCGCACCUCCCCAAAGGAAAGUUUGACCACAUAAAGCCUGAUGUGUUCACUGAAGCUGCAUUCAAGACUUUCCUAGCAAACCUGUGUCCAAGGCCAGAGAUCUAUGAAAUCUUCACCUCCUACUCUGCUAAACCCUACAUGACGAAGGAGAACUUCACCAAGUUUCUGCAUGAGAAACAGCGGGACUCGCGACUGAAUGAAGAGCUUUACCCUCCACUUAGGCCUGAACAGGUGAAGGCUCUGAUAGACAAGUAUGAGCUGUCUUCCAACGCUAACCGAGGUCAGAUAUCCCCCGAGGGUCUCCUCUACUUCUUAAUGGGGUCUGAGAUGUCACCUGUGGUGUUAGACAAACUGGCCCAGUGUCAUGACAUGAACCAGCCCAUCCCUCACUACUAUGUUAAAUCUUCACACAACACCUAUCUCACUGCUGGUCAGUUCUCUGGCGUCUCCUCUCCGGAGAUGUACAGGCAGUGUCUGCUUGCUGGCUGCCGCUGUCUGGAGCUGGAUUGCUGGAAGGGCAAACCUCCGGAGGAGGAGCCAAUCAUCACCCACGGCUUCACCAUGACAACGGAGAUCCUGUUCAAGGAUGUGAUUGAAGCUAUAGCAGAGAGCGCAUUCAAAACUUCCAAAUAUCCGGUCAUCCUCUCCUUCGAGAACCAUGUGGAUUCAGUGAAGCAGCAAGAGAAGAUGGCUAACUACUGUAAGACAAUAUUUGGAGAUGCUCUACUCACUGAACCCCUGGAGAAGUAUCCAUUGAAAUCAGGCCAACAGAUCCCCAGUCCAGCAGAACUGAUGGGAAAAAUCCUGAUCAAGAACAAGAAGAACAGCGCACCUCAGGCUAAAACAGGCCAAGCCAAUGUGAAGAAAGCCACCAGUCAGGAUCAGCAGCAAGGACCCUGCAGCUCAGCUGAUCCCAACCAAACUGCCCAGACCAACCAGGAGAGCCAAGGUGAGGCAACUGAGGAGCAGGAAGAGCAAGAGGAGCAAGACGAGCAAGAUGAGGAGAAGAUGAAGAACUCAGAUGAGGGUACUGCUGGGCAAGAAGUAACAGCCUAUGAGGAGAUGUCUGCGCUGGUCAACUACAUACAGCCAAACAAGUUCAUCUCCUUUGAGAAUGCUAAGAAAAAGAACAAGAGCUACGUGAUCUCCUCUUUUGUGGAAACAAAAGGCGAGAGUCUGAUCAGCAAGAGUGCUGUGGAGUUUGUGGAAUAUAACAAGAGACAGAUGAGCCGUAUCUACCCUAAAGGAACACGUAUGGACUCCUCCAAUUACAAUCCUCAGCCCUUCUGGAAUGUAGGCUGCCAGAUGGUGGCACUAAACUACCAGACCAUGGAUUUCCCCAUGCAGCUGAACAUGGCACUGUUUGAGUUUAACGGGAGAACAGGGUAUCUCCUCAAACAUGACCUGCUGCGGAGAAGCGACAAGAAGUUUGACCCCUUCACUGACAGGAUUGACACCAUUGUGGCCAACACGCUCACAAUUAAGGUCUACUCAGGCCAGUUCCUGUCUGAUAAGAGUGUGAAGACAGCAGUGGAGGUGGAGAUCAUUGGCUUGCCUGGAGACCCCAAACGCAAAAACCGCACAAAGUGGUCCCCAAUGCCCAACGCCAUCAACCCAGUGUGGAACGAGGAGCCAUUCGUGUUUGAGAAGAUUCUGUGCCCAGACAUGGCUUCUCUCAGGAUAGCAGCCUAUGAGGAAGGAGGGAAAUUCAUUGGUCACAGAAUCAUUCCUAUAGAUGCCAUUCAGUCAGGAUUCCAGCACAUUUGUCUGCGUAGUGAAAGUAACAUACCUCUGACUCUACCUGCUUUAUUUGUCUACAUUGAGGUGAAGGACUACAUCCCUGCUGCUUUCGCUGAUUUCACAGAUGCUCUCUUUAAUCCAGUGAAGUCCACAAAGCCGGCAAAACAGGAGAGUGCUACUUAUGUAAGCCCAUAUGAGCUGCCUCAUGCAGUAGCACCUGUCCCUGCACCUGCUCCUACCACAGAACCUGAUGCUACUGAUAGUCCAGUAGAGGGCGAUGCUAAUCCUCCAGAUCAAAACGGAACUUCUGCCCCAAACUCAGGCAGCACUGACACAGACUCCAACUCACUCGCCCCAGAACCCACCGACCCGGAGCCCACCGACCCAGAGCCCACCGACCCAGAGAAUCAGAACCAGCCAGCACCAUCUAAUCAAGAAGCAGAGCCUCCUGAGACCCAACCUAACCCUGAGGAACCUCUAGCCGCUAAUGAGCCUGGUGAAAUCUCUGAAACCUCUGAGGUAGAAGCAGCUGCUGAGUCUACUCCUGAUCCUAAUGGUGAAGUAGAGCAAGUUGUGGAAGUAGAGCAAGAAGCACAAGCAGACCCAGCUCCAGACACUGAACAAACUUCUGAACAAGUUCCAGACUCUGAACCAAACCCCAGCGAGCAGCAGGAUGCUGGAGCGGAGUCUAACUCUGUAUCUGACUCUGGAUCAGCUGUAGAAGCUGAAGAGGUUACUGUUCCUGCUGAAAGUUCAGACACCACCACAGCUUCGGGUGCUGCGGAACCGGCCACUGUCACCUGUGAGGAACUGCUGCGGCACAAGAGCUACACCAAGGUCACCAAGAGGCAGGAGAGGGAGAUGAAAGAGCUGGAGAAGAAGUUCCAGAAGAAGGCUGAGGAGCUGAUUCAGAAAUACAGUGACCUCUUCAAAUCCCUCAAGAAAAAGACGUCCAUCAAGAAGAAAGAGGCAGGAGCUGAGGGGGCAUAUACUGGGCCCAAUGCGGAGCGAAUCAAUGAGCUGAAACAGAGUCUGCAGGUGGAGCUUCGAGCAAUGUGGGUGGAGCAAUAUGAUCAGCUGAGGAAGAAGAAAGAGCAGCAUUCGACUGAGCGUGUGGCCAAGCUGCUGGAGAUGGCUACAGAAAGACACUGUAUUGAAAUGAAGGCACUGAACAGUGAGAAUAAAGAGGGAAAGAAGAAAGAAUCAAAGCGGUCAUGUUCCGAGAAGGGCAGACUGAAGAAGAGCAUGAGUUGUGAUCAACUUGAUGAGGACGACACACAGUCCACAGGCAGCAGUGGGAAUCUGGAGCAGGAGCAAAGGCUGAGGAAGAAGCAGGCGUGCACUCUGGCUGAUAUCAGAGCAAUGAGUGGCCAGUUGCAUCAGGAAGCCAUGUCGGAUCAUGCUAAGAGGAUGUGGUCGUUGCCCUGUGACCUCCGGGAGGCUGUCAAUGCCUGCGUUAGCCCUCACUUCCCUGAGCAGGUGGAAAAGACUGGGGAAUCCAGGCCGGAGCACGGCGGCCAUGGAGCACACUAUGGCCACGUUUUCCUGGGCUGAGAUCUGCUCUGCUCCUUCAACUGGCUGAAAUUCUCCAGAACACUGCACUAUAUAAAACGAUAAGUCAGCUCAACUUAU